Molecule: messenger RNA, 1179 nt
Organism: Exserohilum turcica Et28A
Lineage: Eukaryota; Fungi; Ascomycota; Dothideomycetes; Pleosporales; Pleosporaceae
Exons: 3
Coding region: 1-1179 (392 amino acids)
Source: RefSeq, a predicted model, not a curated record
AUGGCACAACGAUCGAUUCUCCUUGUCGCGCUAGCGGCAAUAGCGCCCUAUGCAUACGACCGCUAUCUCACGCUGUCAACAAUGUUCGCAAACCAUCCCGCGAAAAUCGAGUAUGCCAAUGCUUUCAAACAACAUGAAGUCAAGUUUAGCGACCGGUUGCGGAAUUGCGAAGAUGUGUUGUUUGAGGAGGCAAUGGGUAUCGCCUUCUUGAGCUGCAACCCUGAAAGAGACCAGUGGAAUACCGUCAUGGGCACAUUCGCACCACCUCUUGCGAAAAAAGACGGGGAAGACGCCGCACACAUCUGGAUUUACGAUUACUCAACGGCCGGCCUCCCGGAAUCACAAGCCCUCAAGCCACUCAAGUUGAUCGACUAUCCCAACGUAGCAGAUUUCCAGCCUCUAGGCAUUGAAUUCGAGGCUGCAACAUCGACACUCUACCUGAUCAACCACUCCCGCAACUCCAGCAACACGCUCGAAGUAUUCCAGGUCUCGGUGAAAGACGCAACAGCAAAACACGUACAAACAUUAAAACACCCCAUGCUCCCCGCACCCAAUUCCAUUCACACCCUCGGCAACGGCAAGCUACUGGUAACAAACGAUCACUACAUCGGCGCCUUGACCUCGCCUCUCCUCUCCAGAGUCGAAACCUUUUCCGCCAUCCCCGGCGGCAGCGUUGUAUACCUCGACAUGAACAAUCCGUCUGAAGCAAAGACGCUAGCGCGCGUGGGCUUCGCAAACGGCGUCACGAUGCUCAACGCGACCACCGUGGCCGUAGCAUCGACUGCCAAACCGGGUAUUUACUUGUACACGUUCAACCCGGAUACCGUUGAACUGCAGUAUGUAAAGCACUUUCGCGUUCCGGCUGCCGUCGAUAACCUCUCGGUCGACUCCAAGGGAAAGCUCCUCAUGGCGGGACAUCCCUUCGCCUUUGCGCUGAUGGCUGUCAGCAAGACGAGAGCGAAUUGUGAUUCGCAGGGUGACGAUGAGGCGAAGAAGGCUUGUGAGCUUUCGUCACCGAGUUGGGUGGCUGAAUGGAGCGAGGAAGAGGGGAUGAAAACCGUAUAUAGAGGUAGUGGAGAGGAAUUUGGUAGCAGUACCACGUUUGCGAGGGACGUGGGCAGGGGUGUGGGCAUUAUUACAGGAUUGUACCAGAGAGGCAUACUGGUUGGCAAGGCGUGA